CGGUUACAUCCCCACCAUCCCCACCAUCCACAGCUAAAUCAAAAUCAACGGCCGCAGCAGCACGUCAGCAUGAGAGCUGCAGUUCUGCUGCGGCGGGGGCCAUGGUUUGGGCUUGGGUUUGGGCUUGCCAAGACGAGACUAAGAGCGCCGGGAUGGGAGGAUCGAACGGGGAUUCGAACAUGGGCGGUAGUAGCGACAGCAGAGAAAGCUGCUAGAGGGCAAGGGCCGCUCGGAAAAGACCGAGAAGACAAGGGACUGGCGUCAAAUUGCCCCCCCCUGGUCGAGAGAAGGAAGAGGAGGACGGAGCUGAACGGCAACAGAGGAUAUGGAGCUUGGCGCAAAUCCCCAUCCAAGCCCGCAAACUCAAAAAGCGAUUUGUAUCCAGCCUCCAAAUAUGGUGCAUUGCUGCCGCAAGUGGCCCGUAUGUCAUCAGAGGCAGCUAAUUCGCUGGGAGCUGAAAAAGGGGAGUGGACUACGGAUACGGGACCUGACACUCUUUCUGUGUCUGACAUUCUUCAACAUCUUUGGUUUAUUGUUACUAAUACAUAUCUAUAUACAGCGGAUGGCCUUGUUCGCCAUCAAGACGUUGGAAUUCCAAUGGGUACAAAUGCUGGUCCUGAGAUUGCUAACCUUACACGCUAUUGGGAUGAGGCGCAGUACGUGGACAACCUGCAGCGUUCAGAUCCCUCUGCAGCCCGUCGAUAUGUUUUCACUUAUCGGUUCAUUGAUGAUGUGCUUACCUUUGAUUGUCUGCCACCAUCGCCAGCCUAUUAUGGUCUUGAAUGGAAAGAGACCACUGCGGCUGAUGGCUCGUGCACCUUUUUAGGUGCGAAACUGCAGACACGGGCUGGCGGAUCUCUCCGAUUGAGUGUGUUUGAUAAGACUGUUGCAUGGGAUUUUCCUGUUAUACGAUAUCCUAGUGCAACGUUGAACAUUCCAUCUCAUCAGCCUGCAGUAGGGCCCACUCGUGGUGGGACUUCCACCACCCCCUACACGAAGGAGGAGGAGGAGAAGAUGGCCGCCCUUUUACAGGAGAAAAAGGAGAAGAAGGAGGCCAAGAAGAAGGCCUUGAAGGAGGAGCAGGCGGCCAAACUAAAAAAGAUGGAAGAAGAGAUGGCCAGGGAGAAAGAGAAGUUGAAAAAGGAAGAAGAAGAGAAGCUGAAGGAGAUGGAUGAAGAAGAGGAAGGUCCGUCACUGCAAAAGAGUAGCGGGCAGCCCAGAAGUGGUAACGGUGGGAACCUAGAGAAGAGAAUAUCCGAGUGGGUUGCCAACCUGACUGUGGGAGAAGAGGAAGAGGUUAGUAUGUAUAUUCCGCARGAUCAGCAAGARGCUGCCAUGAGGGCUUGGGAUGCAGAGAAAGACCCCCUUAGACGCCAGGCGUUGGAAGAUGAGAAGAGGAUGGAGUGGAAGUUAGCGGUGAUGAGGGAGAAAAAAAGGAGAGUUGACAAGGCAGCAGAGGCAGCGGAAGCACUGGAGGAAGUGAAAACGAUAGAACAACAAUUAGCCGCCCAACCCGAUUUCCCGAAUCAGAUGCGAGGCAUGGCUCGAAGCAUCGCUUGCCUGGCACGAGUCCAGGCAGAUCAGUAUGACUUCAGCAGGAGUCAAGAUAUAGCUGUGCGCUCGAUACGAUUGGGCUUUAGGGACUUUGCUCGUGAGCUGGUAGGCGCCGUUGGGGCUGAGCGGGAUGGAGGUUUUGUGGACCUGCCGGGGCGGCGCAUGCCGUUUAGUGAGUAUGCCCAGCUGGAGUUUCCCCGUCUUGGCACACUCCUACCAGCAGACUACAAAAGUGCAUGGAACGACUUGACGGUCGCAUUCAGGGAUUACAAGGACUCUCCGGAAGUGCUGCGGAAAGACUUGAUAGACCAGGGGGUGGUUCUAAUUGAGAGUGUAUCAGGAAGCUAUGGCUAUAGCAUUGACACGUCUGCCUUGCACAAGCUGCGCGUGCAGCAGAAGGUAUCGCCGUCAGCGAGGGUGGUUGGGGGAACCGAAGGGAGAGGUGUGACCCCGCUGGAGAGCGGAAGUAUGUCGUCCCCCCCCCAAAGCUGUGGACAACAAGUGCAGGGUGUCAGGGGCAAAAUGCAGGUGCCCCUUGCUGUCCCAGACACAGCUCCGUCUCCUCCUGCAGAUGCCUGUGGUGCGCCACCGUUUAUCCUACAGAAGGCAGAUAAUCGCACUGCACGUGUUCCACCGUCAGAUUCAGCGAGUGUCUUAAUCGACGGAUCAGGCGAUUCCGUCCCCGAAAGGUUGUCAAGAAAGCAAAGAAGCGCAGACAAUGAUGCACACGAACAAGAGGAUCGAACCGUUUCGUCAGGAAACGAAGUCAGCCAGGCCAAGGCAGAGCUACAGGCCUCUGCCGCAACAGCGCGGAAUGCUACGGACACCUCCAGCCGGCAGAGAAACACAGAUGAGAGCAGUAACCUGCUGCACACCCGUCAGGACGCGGAACUGCAAAAGGAAGGCGACUGCGUGGAGGGGGAUCGACAGACUGACCUGGAGAGGAUGACAUCGGCUGCCAUGGAUGCAUCCCUUUCUGUGGCUGCAGAGAUCGGCUUGGCCGGUGUUGACGAGGCGGUGAAAGCAGUGACGGUUGUGAACGAGACAGGAUCUGUACCGGCUGAUCUGACGGUUCAACGAACCGAAGAAUGGCUUGCGCUAAGACGAUGGCGGCUUACCGCAAGCGCAUUCGGCAACGCUCUCGGGUUCUGGAACGGUGGACGCGAGGACCUUUGGAUGCAGAAGAUUGGCCUUAAAGAACUUGCAGAGAAUGAGGCGAUGCGUUGGGGCUCCAGUCAAGAGCCUCAUGCCAUCGAAAGGUACAAAAAGAUUACGGGCAACGUUGUGACCCCCCUAGGGUUCCGAGUGUACAGGGACGGACAAGAUGCAUAUAACUGGCUGGGGGCGAGUCCGGAUGGAUUGCUGGAAUCAGAUGCUGCAGGACUGGGAAAAGCAGGAGGGGUGUUGGAGGUUAAGUGUCCGUUUGGGAAAUACAAACAUCCCUACAAGGAAGUGCCUCCUUAUUAUAUACCGCAGGUGCAAGGAUUACUCGAGAUUCUCGAGAGGGAGUGGUUGGAUUUUUAUGUUUGGACUAGAAGACGCAGCGUUCUCUUCAGGGUCUACAGAGAUCGCGAGUACUGGAAUUUAACCUAUAGUAUGCUUAGCGACUUCUGGUGGAAGCAUGUGAUGCCAGCAAAGCAGGCGCUUGACAGAGGGGACGAAACAGCAGCCAUGAAACUCAGACCUUCGGAUGAGCACUACUUAACGGAGAAGAUCCGAGCAGAAAGCAAACGACUUUCUGAGAGUGCGGUGGUCCUUUGGUCCCAGGAGGAUUGGACAAUAAGGAGAGAACCAAGGUCAAGGUCCUUCUAAGUUCAUGCCAAACCAGUUCUCGCGUUCCAUUAUCGUUGUCCUUUUUUUUUUUUUUUUUUUUUUUUUUAGCAUCCCCGAUUCAUGAUUAUUCAAUUUAAGACUUUACGUUGAUUGUGUACUGUCAUUCCGAGGCCGGCUGCUGGAUGAUGGGAAAGAGGGAUCGGUGGUUGGAGGAAGGGAGAGAAGCAGACGCGGAGAUGGGGAUCGACUGGGACCAGCAUGAACCUCGCCUGGGAGAUGAGGAGAUGAUGGCAGUGGCACGAGUCCGACAAAUUGGUCAUAACACCAAGAAGUUUGUAGUACUUUGUACUGAUCAGUUGAAGUCCCUAUAGGGCUAUGAUUGUGCUGGACGAGCAUGAACCUGACCUCACCUCAAGACGAGCAUGAACCUGACCUGCAGGAUUUUCACGCUAGUCUAGCACAGCCAUAGCUGGUGACCGACAAAUCACCAUCAGGUAGGCACAUGCGGCAAAGGGAGCUGAUGGGAUGAAGCCAAAACUUCCCACUGAAGAUAGAUUGAUGUGAAGUAUCGAGCAGAAUCGCACCGAAUUCACGACAUCCGGUACAAUUGGAAUGAUACCGAGAAGAUUGAUUAGCAUGGCCCCUGCACAAGGACACCACACAUAGAUGGAGAAACGGUCCAAUUCUUCUUCUUGUUCUUCUCCUUGUUCUUCUUCUUGUUCUUCUUCUUGUUCUUCUUCUUGUUCUUCUUCUUCUUCUUCUUCUUCUUCGUCUUCUUCUUUGUCUCAUUUAGGAAAGGAUGGAUUGGUACAAGAGUGCUUUGGGCAGAUAAAUGGGUGCAGUGCAACCGCAGACGGAAGGUUUAUAGGGGUGAUCAUCGGAAGCAAUUGAUCAUCGGAAGCACUUGUUGCUAUUUAGUAUUUAUAGAGACCUGCCUACUUCCAAAGGAGGGUAGGAUCAUGCUGCAGGACUCACGCACACGUGCGCUGUCAGGACUCGCGCACACGUGUUAUGAGGUUGGGUACACGUCUCUUUCUCGACAACCCCUGUUAUGGAUUCAGUAAGAUAUCAGAUGUAUAUCAGUAGGAUGUUUCAUAGCCAUUGACACACAAGGAUUUGCAAUAUCAAGCCACUCGCGAAAGGGGUUGGACUGCAAUGUUCCGUGUCCGACGACUGGGCUCAGCCAUUCUAUAUCUAGUUCAGAAUCUGUCUGAGCAGUGCAUAGGAAUAUCUGAUCGGGACAUGCGUUAAAAUUGGAACGAUACAGAGAAGGGUAAAUUUACUAAAUUUUACCAAAUGGCCUGCCUUCUGUUGCAUAAACGGCGCACCACUGGCAUCUGCAGGAGGAGAGGGACAGCAAAGGACACCUGCGCAAGGAUGGCACACAUAAAUUGAGAGAAUAUGUGUUCGACCAUUUGGUUUUCGCUUUUGAACGCUGGCGUUCAUCCAACCUAUCCCAUCCCAUCGAAGCUCAUGCCAUGGUCGCAGAGUUUCAGCGCAGACCCACUUCAUGACAUAUAUCUAUUCAACUUUCAAGUGAGUUCCUUGCUGCAUAUUCGACUUUUGGUUCGACCAUUUGGAUACCCACGUCGUUACCUGCCUGAGAGAUUAUGUGUUCGACCAUUUGGUUUUCGCUAUUUAUUCAAGUGGGUUUCCUUCCGGUGUCCGCUGCAUUUUUAAUUUUAGAUGCGUGUACACUGUACAAUCCUCUGCUCAGCUUGGCGUAAAAUGGCUCCAGUGGCAGCGACGAGUAUUCACUUCUCCCAAGUGGUUUGAAUGGCGGCAGCGUAAGAUGAACAACGACUCUGCAGUCGAACGGGCAUGGGCGUAAAACGGGCUCCACUUCUGGCGAGGUGUUUCUUGUGGUUUGACAGCUCCUCGGCUUCUUGUGGCAUCAUGAUCAACAGUCGCCGCUCAGAAGAACAUGCUUGGGCUUUUUUUUUUUUGUUGUUGGAGUAAGUCGUUGUUGGAGUAGCGUACACUCGAGUUACAAAUACGACCAA
Messenger RNA from Chara braunii, 5330 nucleotides. The record is from the annotation of a GenBank genome assembly. Lineage: Eukaryota; Viridiplantae; Streptophyta; Charophyceae; Charales; Characeae.